This is a messenger RNA of Cylicostephanus goldi, 360 nucleotides long. The record is from the annotation of a GenBank genome assembly. Lineage: Eukaryota; Metazoa; Nematoda; Chromadorea; Rhabditida; Strongylidae.
AUGUCGAAUACAGAUCUUAGCGUAGCCGAAGAAGAUGUCAAUCGCAUGAUGGAAGAUGUCAUUGGUCCUCUGCUCGAUCUGAACUUGGAUCUUUAUGAGAUUUCAUACAUUCUAAACGCCCUUGUAUGGCAUAUCGAAGAGCGAAAGGUGCUGGAAUCUACUAGCAAUACAGCUGAAGAGGUGUUAGACCAGAUAGCAGAUGAACUACACGAGCACUACACCUGUGAUCUCAGAAUGACAAACUACGCAGCACGACUCAAUCAUAUUCUAAGUUUGAUAUGGGCUAUAGAAAAAUACCAGCAGGUACUCUUGAUGAUUUGUGGCAUGAUGGGAGCAGGCAUAAAGCAGGAAAUACUGUAA